Haemonchus placei is the source of this 276-nucleotide messenger RNA. NCBI's taxonomy places the organism in Eukaryota, Metazoa, Nematoda, Chromadorea, Rhabditida, Trichostrongylidae. The record is from the annotation of a GenBank genome assembly.
AUGCCUGUCACACGUCGACCAAUCAAGGUUGUUGUUUCGAAGAGAAAAGAGGCGCCAAAGAGAAACGAAGUGUCAGCCAAUUCAUCUAAAGCUAAUCAGGUUAUUGAGAAUGGAAUGUGGAUUCAUCAGGAUGACAACGACAGAGUUGUUAGACGCUAUCCAGGACUGUCUGAGGCUAAAGAAAGUGAAGAGGAGCCUGGAGAACAGGGGCAAGAGGAGCGCGAGUUGAAUGAUGUAGAUUUGGGACCCAACAAUAUUCCAGGUGAUAAUGCUUGA